CCACCAUCGUGGCGUCUUGACUGGAGGGGGGGAGAGAGGUUCACUCUUCAGGCGGACGUUGCGAGGCAGCAAGAGGACCAACUGACAAGUUAUCAGUCACUCCGAUGGCGGGAUGCAGCCCCCUUUGACUCGGGAGUGCUCGGCGGCCGGGGAGGAGGCGCACAUGAGCAUUGCGCGGCAGGAGGAGACGCAGCAGCUCCGCCAGCACCCGGAGUGAACGAACCCACGCAGGGGGAGACAACGCAGACCCCGCCGGCACUCGUUUUUUUUUGUUGCUCACAUUUGGAUAUUCUUUCAUUUAUCGACGAACCGAGCGCCAGUUGACUUCGCAGCGAGGACAGGCUUUUUGGUCUGCGAACUCCCGCCAUGACGUCUCCGGCCAAAUUCCGCAAAGACAAGGAGAUUGUGGCCGAGUAUGAAACUCAAGUGAAAGAGAUCCGUACCCAGCUGGUGGAGCAGCUCAAGUGUCUGGACCAGCAGUGUGAGCUCAGGGUGCAGCUGCUGCAGGACCUGCAGGACUUCUUCCGGAAGAAGGCGGAGAUCGAGGUGGACUACAGCCGCAAUAUGGAGAAGCUGGCCGAGCGCUUCCUCACCAAGACGCGCAGCACCAAGGACCACCUGAUGAAGAAGGAGCAGAGCAUCCUGUCUCCGGUCAACUGCUGGAACCUGCUGCUGCUUCAGGUGAAGAGGGAAAGCCGAGACCACGCCACGCUGUCCGACCUCUACCUCAACAACAUCAUCCCUCGCUUCGCGCAGAUCAGCGAGGACUCGGGACGCCUCUUCAAAAAGAGCAAAGAGGUCGGCGUGCAGCUGCAGGAGGACUUGAUGAAGGUUCUCAACGAGCUCUACUCGGUGAUGAAGACCUACCACAUGUACAACACAGACAGCAUCAACGCCGAGUCCAAGCUGAAGGAGGCGGAGAAGCAGGAGGAGAAGCAGAUGGGGCGCUCCGGUCGCCAGGACGACCGCCAGACGCCGCGUUCGCCGGACGCCCUGGCUAACCUCAAGGCCGACGACAAGCCCAUCCGCCGCUCCAGUGUGAAGAAAAUCGAAAAGAUGAAGGAGAAGAGACAAGCCAAGUACACGGAGAACAAGCUGAAGGCCAUCAAGGCCAGGAACGAGUACCUGCUGGCGCUGGAGGCCACCAACAGCUGCGUCUUCAAGUAUUACAUUCACGACCUCGCAGACAUCAUCGACUGCUGCGACCUGGGCUACCACGCCAGCCUCCACCGCGCCCUGAGGACCUACUUGUCCGCCGAACAGAACGUGGAGACGUCCAAGCACACGGGUCUGGAGACCCUGGAGGGGGCGGCUGAGAGCCUGGAGCCCAACGGGGACAAACAGAGGCUGAUGGAGACCUACAAUAACGUCUUCUGCCCCCCGGCUCGCUUCGACUUCCAGUCGCACAUGGGAGACACGAUGGGAGUGGUGUGUGCGCAGCAGCCACUGGAAGGCGAGCUUCUCCAGCGGUGUCAGCAGCUUCAGUCCCGACUCUCCACGCUGAAGAUCGAGAACGAGGAGGUGAAGAAGACCAUGGAGGCCACGUUGUCCACCAUACAGGACAUGGUGACGGUGGAGGACCACGACGUGUCCGAGUGCUUCCACCACAGCAACAGCAUGGAGUCGGUCAAGUCCACGUUCAGCGAGUCCUAUCUGAGCAAGCCCAGCCUCGCCAAGAGACGCGCCAACCAACAGGAGACGGAGCAGUUCUACUUCACGAAGCUGAAGGAGUUCCUUGAAGGCAGGAACCUCAUCACCAAGCUGGAGGCCAAGCAUGACCUCAUCCAGAAGACCAUCGGAGAGAGUCAGAAGACCGACUGUUGCCUUGCCAGUGGACGGAGGAACUCUGCUCUACGGAAACAGGAAUCAGGCGAAGCCAUUCCACUGAUGGUGGAGAGCUGCAUCCGCUUCAUCAGUCGCCAUGGUCUGCAGCACGAGGGCAUUUUUAGAGUGUCCGGCUCUCAGGUGGAGGUCAAUGACAUCAAGAAUGCCUUUGAGCGAGGUGAAGACCCAUUGGCCGGGGACCAGAACGACCACGACAUGGACUCUAUUGCCGGGGUCCUCAAGCUCUACUUCCGAGGUUUGGACCAGGCCCUUUUCCCCAAGGAAGUCUUCCACGACCUCAUCUCCUGCGUCUCCAUGGAGAGCCUGCAGGAGCGCGCUGUCCACGUGAAGAAAGUGCUGCAGGCGUCGCCCAGCAAAACACUCGUCGUCAUGAGAUACCUGUUUGCCUUCCUCAACCAUCUGUCCCAGUACAGUGAGGACAACAUGAUGGACCCCUACAACCUGGCCAUCUGCUUUGGCCCCACCCUGAUGUCUGUCCCUGAGGGCCAGGACCAGGUCUCCUGCCAGGCCCAUGUCAACGAACUCAUGAAAACAAUCAUCAUCCACCACGACACCAUCUUCCCGGGACUGCAGGACCUUCAGGGCCCCAUCUACACUGUCCCUGGAGCUGUGGAAGACUUCUGUGACAGUCCUCACUGUGAGCCCCCCCUGGUGGAAGAGCCGGCGCCCGACACCGUGUCCGUCAGCCGCCACAGCGACGACGGAACCUUGGCUGUUUCAGAGUCGGACCCGGUGGAAGCCAUCGCCCGCUUCGACUACUCGGGACGCACCAGUCGCGAACUGUCCUUCAAGAAGGGAGCCUCUCUGGUUCUCUUCCAGCGAGCGUCCGACGACUGGUGGGAGGGCCGACACAACGGCGUAGACGGACUGGUGCCGCAUCAGUACAUUGUGGUCCAAGACGUGACUGAUGGAGGUCGAGGCAGCCCAAAACUUGACAUGGACGCCAGAGACCAGCUGGAGGGCAGAGUUUCCACUCGAGGCAGCGCCGCGUCACCCACUGGAGCUCACGUGGCUGAUAUCUACCUGGCCAACCUCAACAAGAUGAGGAAGCGUCCAGAAUCCGGGAACAUCCGAAGAACAUUCCGGAGCUCAGACAGCGAUAGCUCAGGAGCCAGCGGAGGGGUGAGGACCGCGUCCCUACCUGUGGGCGGAGCCCUGGUGAAGGAGGCUACGGACAAACGUCCCGUCAGCGCUCACAGCAUCCUCAACUCCAUCACUCGCCACUCCUCGCUGAAGACCAAGGUGGACAGCCCUCAGCUGCGGAAAACGACGCCCGCAGGACGCUCCAAGAGCUUCAGCAACCACAGACCUCUGGAGCCCGAGGUCAUAGCGCAGGUGGAGCACAGCUCACAGGACAUCGAGGCGGCCAUGAGCUCGGCCCUGAGUGAGCUGAGGGAGCUGGAACGUAAGAGCACCUCCAAGCACACCCCGGACGUGGUCCUGGACACGCUGGAGCAGCUCAAGGCCGUGGGCGGAGGCGGAGGAGGAGGCGGAGCCUCAGAGCCCUCUAGCCCGCUCCACUCCCGCCUGCUGCGCGACGGCGACGGGGGCCCUUCCCACGCCCACCCGCUCCAGCGCAGCGCCUCCUCCGCCAGCGACGUGCCCUCCUCCUUCCGGGCCGCCAAGAACCGGCCCCGCAGCCCCCUGCCCUCCGCCACCUCGCCCUCCCUCUCCUCCUCCUCCCUCUCCUCCUCCGUCCCUUCCUUCCGGGAGCUGCGUCCGCCGGCCACCCGGCCCAAGCCGGUGGUGUUCCCGAAGAGCGGCGGUUCGGCCACGGGGUCCCCGACAUCCGCCGCGCCCCUCACGCCUCCUCCUCCGCCCGGGGGGCACGCACACCCCCUCCCGCAUGCACCUCCUCCUCCGCCUCCUUCCCAGGCCAGCGACAAGUCCUGCCCGGCCUAGCGCCUCCUCACUUCUCGCACUUAGUCACGCCACUCAUGUUUCUCACCUGGGAACACCUGCUGCUUUUCAGUGGCCGGGGCCAAAAUGUUCUCCACCUUUUUUUUUUUGUAUCAUUCUAGCGAAAAGGGACCGUUUGGGUCCUAAAAAGGGACUGUUUGGGUCCUAAAAAGGGACUGUUUGGGUCCUUAAAAGAGACUGUGAAUUUUUUCCAAGGUCUGGUGAGAUAAAAACAGUUUUGCUGCUGCUGGACGUAUGAAAGACUGGACGCAGAAGAAAAGUGACAACUCUAAAUAUAGCAAUAAUACAAGCUGCUGGUCAUUCUGCUGCUUUUCUCCUGCAGCUCUGCCUCUGGGAGUCGGGGUCCACUGAAAGCCAGCGUUUCAUUUUUUUGUACAGGUGGUGUAGGACCGCGUGUGUGUGUGUUUGUGUGUGUGUGUGUUCUGGCAAUGCUGACUUAAUGGGGACAUCGGUCUGGUUACACAGUCACCUUUAGGGGAUUUCUGACGGUAUGGGGACCAAAAAACAAGUCUCCUAAAGGGAAACCUUUUUAAAUGAUAGAUCAAUUGUGAAAUGCCUAAGUGAUUUUUAAGCUUUCGCCCAUAAAACCUAUUAACUUGUUAGUUUGAGUGUGAAACAUUUGCACAUUUUCCCCCCUUUUUUUUAAAUAGUCCUCAGUAGUCACGAACAAAUGUGUGUGAAUUAUGCAGAAUGAUAUAAAUUUGAUCCCCAAGAACCAUAUUAACUAUUUUUCCCCAGGGUCCCCAGUAAGUAUUUAUCAGCACAUUACUUCAUCAAUCCAGAGAUUUAAAGACGUGUAUGAGCUAACUGGGCAGUGGCCAUUUUACCUCAUUUUUUUAUGCCUCCACAACCUGUAGAAAGGGUGGUCCCCACAAGUCACGAACAACAACUUGGUCACCAUUGCAAAUGAGAACCAGUGUGUGUGAGUGUGUGUGUGUUUGUGUGUGGCAGCUAAACACCCUUCAGGUUGCAUGACGACGUCAUUUUGCCAACCCGCAAUACCGGCAAGGAGUUUUCCCCAGUCGGGAUGUCACAUGGUCGCACUUUACCCGACACGGGAAAUGUGACCAAUUUUUUUUGGGGGGGGUGGGGCUGUUGUGCUUUGUGGCAAUUCCAACUUCGACCACAUGGCGCUUUCCAUCAUUUUAAGCGCACCGCGUCUCUAAAAGGACGGGGGCCCACGUGAAUCCCUUACCUCUCGUGUAAGAGAAGGGAUUAAAUGCUUGCUCGUAGGGUUAUACUUCACACCUGGCGGUAACAAAUAAGAGUUGGGGGAUUCUAACGGUGUUUAUGUUUGUUUGUUAAUAAUGAGGAUAACUGGAAGCACGGAGGCGAAGGAGGAGCGCCAGCAGGCGCAAGAUGUUGACACAACGUUGAUUUGGCGUUUGUGUCCUUUUAAACAGACUUUGAAUAGACGUUGCAAAAUGCUUGUAAUUGUAAACUGACGCGAUGUGGACGUCCAAUGAUGGAUUCACCUUAUGGGUUGGGAGACGACCAAGAUUCAACGGUCAAAUCAAUGCCAGAACUCAACAUUGAAUAAACGUUAAAAAGCAUAUUUUUGCAACGUCGUAUUUGUGUUGUUGAGUUUUGGUUGGGAAAUGACCAAAUUUCAAUGGUCAAAUCAACGUCACAACUCAACAUUGAUUAAACGUCGACAAAAAGCAUGUUGUUUCAACGUUGUAUUUGUGUUAUGUAAUUUUGGUUCGGAAUUGACCAAAUUUAAAUAGUCAAAUCAUUGUCAGAACUCAACGUUGAAAAAAGGUUGACAACUAGUAAAUAUGUUGUUUCAACGUUGUAUUUGUGUUGUAUAAUUUUGGUCGAGAAAUGACCAACAUUCAAUGUUCAAAUCAACGUCAGAACUCAACAUUGAAUAAUUGUUGACAACUAGCCUGUUGUUUCAAGGUUGUAUUCGUGUUGUGGAAAUUUGGUUGUGAAAUUAUACAUUUGGUUGAGAAAUUAUACAUGUGUAGUGGAAUUUUGGUCAGGAAAUGACCAAAAUUCAAUGGUCAAAUCAACAUCAGUACUUAACAUUGAUUAAACGUCAACAACAAGCAUGUUGUUUCAACGUUGUAUUUGUGUUGUGGAAAUUUGGUUGAGAAAUGACCAAAAUUCGAUGGUCAAAUCAACGUCAGAACUCAACAUUGAUUAAACGUCAAAAAGUAUUUUGUUUCAAUGUUGUAUAUAUGAUGUUGAAAUUUGGUCGAGAAAUGACCAAAAUUUCAAUGGUCAAAUCAACGUCAGAACCCAACAUUGAUUAAACGUCGUCAAAAAGCAUGUUUUUUCAAUGUUGUAUUUGUGUUGAAGAAUAUUGGCUGGAAAAUGACCAUAUUUCAAUUGUCAAAUCAAAGUCACAACUCAACAUUGAAUAAACGUUGACAACAAGCAUGUUUUUUCAAUGUUGUAUUUGUGUUGUAGAGUUUUGGCGGGAAAAUGACCAAAAUUCAAUGGUCAAAUCAACUUCACAAUCUGACAUUGAUUAAAUGUUAACAAAAAGCAAGUUGUUUCAACGUUGUAUUUCCAUCCAUCCAUCCAUUUUCUACCGCUUAUUCCCUUUGGGGUCGUGGGGGACGCUGGUGCCUAUCUCAGCUACAAUCGGGCGGAAGGCAGAGUACACCCUGGACAAGUCGUAUUUGUGUUGUACAAUAUUGGUCGGGAAAUGACCAAAAUUCAAUGGUCAAAUCAACGUCAGAACUCAACAUUGAUUAAACUUCAAAAAGUAUGUUGUUUCAACGUUGUAUUUGUGUUGUAGAAUUUUGGUCGAGAAAUUACCAAAAUUUAAUGGUCAAAUCUACGUCAGAACCCAACAUUGAUUAAACGUCAACAACAAGCAGGUUGUUUCAACGUUGUAUUUGUGUUGUUGAAAUUUGGUCGGGAAAUGACCAAAAUUCAAUAAUCCAAUUCAACGUCACAACCCAACAUUGACUAAACGUCGACAAAAAGCAUGUUUUUUCAAUUUUGUAUUUUUGUUUUUGAAAUUUGGUUGGAAAAUGGCCAAAAUUCAAUGGUCAAAUCGUCAGACAUUGAUUAAACGUCAACACAAGCACGUUGUUUCAACGUUAUAUUUGUGUUGUUGAAAUUUGGUCGAGAAAUUAACAAAAUUCAAUGGUCAAAUCGUCAGAACUCAUUGAUUAAACGUCAAAAAUUAUGUUAUUCAACGUUGUAUUUGUAUUGUACAAUAUUGGUUGGAAAAUGACCAUAAUUCAACGGUCAAAUCAACGUCAAAACUCAACAUUGAUUGAACGUCGACAAAAAGCAUGUUGUUUCAACGUUGUAUUUGUGUUGUUGAAAUUUGGUCGAGAAAUUACCAAAAUUCAAUGGUCAAAUCGUCAGAACUCAACAUUGAUUAAACGUCAACAACAAGCAGGUUGUUUCAUCGUUGUAUUUGUGUUGUUGAAAUUUGGUUGGGAAAUGACCAAAAUUCAAUGGGCAAAUCAACAUCAGACUCAACAUUGAUUAAACUUAAAAAAUCAUCUUGUUCAACGCUGUAUUUCUGUUGUACAAUAUUGGUUGGAAAAUGACCAUAAUUCAACGGUCAAAUCAACGUCGAAACUCAACACUGAUUGAAUGUCGACAAAAAGCAUGUUGUUUCAACGUUGUAUUUGUGUUGUUGAAAUUUGGUCGAGAAAUGACCAAAAUUCAAUGGUCAAAUUGUCAGUACUCAACAUUGAUUAAACAUCAACAACAAGCACGUUGUUUCAACGUAGAAUUUUGGUCGAGAAAUUACCAAAAUUGAAUGGUCAAAUCAACGUCAGAACCCAACAUUAAAUAAACGUUGACAACAAGCAGGUUGUUUCAACGUUGUAUUUGUGUUGUUGAAAUUUGGUUGGGAAAUGACCAAAAUUCAAUGGUCAAAUCAACAUUGAUUAAACGUCAAAAAUCCUGUUGUUCAACGUUGUAUUUGUGUUGAACAACAUUGGUUGGAAAAUGACCAAAAUUCAACGGUCAAAUCAACAUCACAAGUCAACAUUGAUUAAACGUCGACAAAAAGCAUGUUGCUCUGUGUCCGGACCCAAUUCCACAAUUUCUCAACGCUGUAUCAAUGUUGUUUCAACGUUUGGUGCCUGCUGGGAGGAGAGUCUUUAUUAUUUAAGAGUGGAGUUGGAAGCACAACCAAGCACCCCACCAAGGACUUCUGCCUUCACUGAUGUAUUCUCUCACCCAUAUGUGGAAGAAAUGGACGCAACAUUACGGGAAGCAUUUCUCGAUGAUUACCUUUUUUUAUUGUUUUAGACUAAAACGAGUUUGCCAAUAAGGUGACGCCUGCAACACCCUGAGAAGAGUGGCCAUGAUGUUUGUAAAUGUGAUGGCUAUAGGACUGCUUCGACCAUGUUUUAUUCCUACCUGUACAAAUGUUAAAUUUGUGUUGUUCUGAACUUGUCAGGACCGAGGGGAUGGUGACUGUCUUGAUGUAUUUGUAUUGUUCUGACCUUGUCAGGACCGAGGGGAUGGUGACUGCCUUGAUGUAUUUGUGUUGUUCUGACCUUGUCAGGACCGAGGGGAUGGUGACUGCCUUGAUGCAUUUGUGUUGUUCUGACCUAAUCAGGACCGAGGGGAUGGUGACUGCCUUGAUGUAUUUGUGUUGUUCUGACCUUGUCAGGACCGAGGGGAUGGUGACUGCCUUGAUGUAUUUGUGUUGUUCUGACCUUGUCAGGACCGAGGGGAUGGUGACUGUCUUCUUGUUUCUGUGUUGUUCGGACAUUGUCAGGACCGAGGGGUUGGUGACUGUCUUCUUGUAUUUGUGUUGUCCUGACAUUGUCAGGACCGAGGGGAUGGUGACUGUCUUCUUGUUUCUGUGUUGUUCUGACCUUGUCAGGACCGAGGGGAGGGUGACUGUCUUCUUGUAUUUGUGUUGUUCUGACCUUGUCAGGACCGAGGGGAUGGUGACUGUCUUCUUGUUUCUGUGUUGUUCGGACAUUGUCAGGACCGAGGGGAUGGUGACUGUCUUCUUGUUUCUGUGUUGUUCGGACAUUGUCAGGACCGAAGGGAUGGUGACUGUCUUCUUGUAUUUGUGUUCUGACAUUGUCUGGACCAAGGGGAUGGUGACUGCCUUGAUGUAUUUGUGUUGUUCUGACCUUGUCAGGACCGAGUGGAUGGUGACUGUCUUGAUGUAUUUGUGUUGUUCUGACCUUGUCAGGGCCGAGGGGAUGGUGACUGUCUUCUUGUAUUUGUGUUGUUCUGACAUUGUCAGGACCGAGGGGAUGGUGACUGUCUUCUUGUAUUUGUGUUGUUCUGACCUUGUCAGGACCGAGGGGGUGGUGACUGUCUUCUUGUUUUUGUGUUGUUCUGACCUUGUCAGGACCGAGGGGAUGGUGACUGUCUUCUUGUAUUUAUGUUGUUCUGACCUUGUCAGGACCGAGGGGAUAGUGACUGUCUUCUUGUAUUUGUGUUGUUCUGACUUUGUCAGGACCGAGGGGAUGGUGACUGUCUUCUUGUAUUUGUGUUGUUCUGACAUUGUAAGGACCGAGGGGAUGGUGACUGUCUUCUUGUAUUUGUGUUGUUCUGAACUUGUCAGGACCGAGGGGGUGAUGACUGUCUUCUUGUAUUUGUGUUGUUCUGACCUUGUCAGGACCGAGGGGAUGGUGACUGUCUUCUUGUUUCUGUGUUGUUCUGACCUUGUCAGGACCGAGGGGGUGGUGACUGCCUUCUUGUAUUUGUGUUGUUCUGACCUUGUCAGGACCGAGGGGAUGGUGACUGUCUUCUUGUUUCUGUGUUGUUCUGACCUUGUCAGGACCGAGGGGGUGGUGACUGUCUUCUUGUAUUUAUGUUGUUCUGACCUUGUCAGGACCGAGGGGAUGGUGACUGUCUUCUUGUAUUUGUGUUGUUCUGACUUUGUCAGGACCGAGGGGAUGGUGACUGUCUUCUUGUAUUUGUGUUGUUCUGACAUUGUCAGGACCGAGGGGAUGGUGACUGUCUUCUUGUAUUUGUGUUGUUCUGAACUUGUCAGGACCGAGGGGGUGAUGACUGUCUUCUUGUAUUUAUGUUGUUCUGACAUUGUCAGGGCCGAGUGGAUGGUGACUGUCUUCUUGUAUUUGUGUUGUUCUGGCCUUGUCAGGACCGAGGGGAGAGUGACUGUCUUCUUGUAUUUGUGUGGUUCUGAACUUGUCAGGACCGAGGGAAUGGUGACUGCGUUAAUGUAUUUGUGUUGUUCUGACCUUGUCAGGACCGAGGAGAUGGUGAUUGCCUUGAUGUAUUUGUGUUGUUCUGACCUUGUCAGGACCGAGGGGAUGGUGACUGUCUUCUUGUAUUUGUGUUGUUCUGGCCUUGUCAGGACCAAGGGGAUGGUGACUGACUUGAUGUAUUUGUGUUGUUCUGACCUUGUCAGGACUGAGGGGAUGGUGACUGUCUUGAUGCGUGUCUCAAAUCAAAUCAUCUCGCACUUGGCGUGUGUACUUACUAACUGGGUCGGGGGGGGUGAUUUAUUUUGAAAAUGUGUCCAACAUGCUUUUGGGUUCAUUCUGGAAACGGCAAAAUUAGAAGAAAAAAAAAAAAAGACUAAUGUAAAAUCUAUUUAUAGUCGUCUUUGUAUUACUGGAGAAUCCUGUGUUGUAUAUACAAUGUUGUACAUUACAGAGGUACACUUUUGUUUUGUUUUGGUACUGUACUGUACAGUCAUACAAUAGUGGUUUUCAUCACAUAGGCCUUAUAUCUUCCUGUCUACUUCCUGUCCUACAUUCUUUCUUUUUUCUAUUCUUUUUUUUUUUUUUUUUCAAUAAACAUUGCUUGCUUUAGUCAA
Molecule: messenger RNA, 10498 nt
Organism: Nerophis ophidion (straightnose pipefish)
Lineage: Eukaryota; Metazoa; Chordata; Actinopteri; Syngnathiformes; Syngnathidae
Gene: srgap2
Product: SLIT-ROBO Rho GTPase activating protein 2
Exons: 23
Coding region: 367-3747 (1126 amino acids)
Biological process (GO): negative regulation of cell migration; signal transduction
Cellular component (GO): cytoplasm
Molecular function (GO): protein binding
Source: RefSeq, a predicted model, not a curated record